Molecule: messenger RNA, 489 nt
Organism: Arachis stenosperma
Lineage: Eukaryota; Viridiplantae; Streptophyta; Magnoliopsida; Fabales; Fabaceae
Product: lipid transfer protein EARLI 1-like
Exons: 1
Coding region: 1-489 (162 amino acids)
Source: RefSeq, a predicted model, not a curated record
AUGGCCUUCAAACCAUGUUCCUCUAAUAAUAUUGCUCUUUUCUUCACACUCAACCUCCUCUUCUUUGCACUUGUCUCUGGAUGUGGCUACAAAUGCCCUAACCCUAAUAAUCCAAAUCCCAACCCCAACAACCCAAAUAAUCCCAAUCCUAACCCUAAUAAUCCAAACCCCAGUCCCAGCCCCAACAAUCCAAACCCUAACCCUAACCCAAACAACCCUAACAAUAACGGGACAUGCCCACGCGACGCACUCAAAUUGGGCAUAUGCGCCAAUGUGCUGAGCGGUUUGUUGAACAUAACUUUGGGUCAGCCGCCGGUGACCCCCUGCUGCUCCCUCCUCAGCGGUCUUGUCGAUCUCGAAGCCGCAAUUUGCCUUUGCACGGCGCUUCGAGGAAACAUCCUUGGCAUUAACAUCAACCUUCCAAUCUCCCUUAGCCUGCUUCUCAAUGUCUGCUCAAGGCAAGUGCCACGUGGCUUCCAGUGUUCCUAA